This is a messenger RNA of Enhydra lutris kenyoni (northern sea otter), 3587 nucleotides long. RefSeq names its product glucosidase alpha, acid (gene GAA). The coding region runs from base 98 to 2956 and encodes 952 amino acids. The record is from RefSeq and is a predicted model, not a curated record. Gene Ontology annotation, cellular component: lysosomal membrane. The transcript has 20 exons. Lineage: Eukaryota; Metazoa; Chordata; Mammalia; Carnivora; Mustelidae. Gene Ontology annotation, biological process: lysosome organization; glycogen catabolic process. Gene Ontology annotation, molecular function: carbohydrate binding; alpha-1,4-glucosidase activity.
CACACCUCAUCCUGGGCACUGCCGGGCCAGCCACCGGUCUGCGUCUGGAAACUGCUGCCUCCAGGACCCAGCCGGCUGCCUGCAGGGGCCAGCGACCAUGGCCGCGCUGUGGCCUCCCAGCUCCCGCCCCCUGCUGGGGGUCUGCACCUUCGUGUCCCUGGCCACCGCUGUCUUCCUGGGGCACGUCCUGCUCCGUGAUUUCUUGGUGGUCCCCCAAGAGCAGCGCGGCUUCUCCCGAGUCCCUGAGCAGCUGUAUCACGCUCGCCAGCGGGAAGCCCGUGACCCGGGCCCCCAGCCCACCACAGGGUACCAUGGCAGUCCCCGAGCGGCACCCAGCCAGUGCGAUGUGCCCCCCAACAGCCGCUUUGACUGCGCCCCUGACAAGCCCAUCACCCAGGAGCAGUGUGAGGCCCGGGGCUGCUGCUACCAGCCUGCGAGUCAGUGGCCUCAGGUUCCCCGGAUGGGGCAGCCCUGGUGCUUCUUCCCACCCAGCUACCCGAGUUACAAGCUGGGGAACCUGACCAGCACGGAGACAGGCUACACGGCCACCCUGACCCGCACCAGCCCAACCUUCUUCCCCAAGGACAUCUUGACCUUGCGGCUGGACCUGCUGCUGGAGACAGAGAGCCGGCUUCACUUCACGAUCAAAGAUCCCGCCAACAGGCGCUACGAGGUGCCCCUGGAGACCCCGCGUGUCCGCAGCCGGGCCUCGUCCACACUCUACAGUGUGGAGUUCCAGGAGGAGCCCUUUGGGGUGGUCGUGCGCCGGAAGCUGGAUGGCCGGGUGCUGCUGAACACGACGGUGGCGCCCCUGUUCUUCGCCGACCAGUUUCUGCAACUGUCCACCUCCCUGCCGUCCCAGCACAUCGUGGGCCUUGCCGAGCGUCUCGGCUCCCUAAUGCUCAGGACCAGCUGGACCAAGAUCACCCUCUGGAACCGGGACAUCGCCCCCGCGCCCAACGUGAACCUGUAUGGGUCCCACCCUUUCUACCUGGUGCUGGAGGACGGCGGGUCAGCUCACGGGGUCUUUCUGCUGAACAGCAACGCCAUGGACGUGGUCCUGCAGCCGAGCCCGGCCCUCAGCUGGAGGUCGACAGGUGGGAUCCUGGACGUGUACAUCUUCCUGGGCCCUGAGCCCAAGAGCGUGGUGCAGCAGUACCUGGAAAUCGUGGGCUACCCAUUCAUGCCGCCCUACUGGGGCCUGGGCUUCCACCUCUGCCGCUGGGGCUACUCCUCCACCGCCGUCACCCGCCAGGUGGUAGAGAACAUGACCAGGGCCCGCUUCCCCCUGGACACCCAGUGGAAUGACCUGGACUACAUGGACGCCAGGAGGGACUUCACCUUCAACAUGGACGGCUUCGCGGACUUCCCGGCCAUGGUGCGGGAGCUGCACCAGGGUGGCCGGCGGUACGUGAUGAUCGUGGACCCUGCCAUCAGCAGCUCAGGUCCCCCCGGUAGCUACCGACCCUACGACGAGGGUCUGCGGAGGAAGGUUUUCAUCACCAAUGAGACGGGGCAGCCUCUGAUUGGGAAGGUGUGGCCCGGGUUCACCGCCUUCCCCGACUUCACCAGCCCCGAGGCUUUGGACUGGUGGCAGGACAUGGUGUCCGAGUUCCACGCCCAGGUGCCCUUCGACGGCAUGUGGAUCGACAUGAACGAGCCGUCCAACUUCGUGAAGGGCUCUGUGGAUGGUUGCCCUGACAACGAGCUGGAGAACCCGCCCUACGUGCCAGGGGUGGUCGGCGGGACCCUGCGGGCUGCCACCAUCUGUGCCUCCAGCCGCCAGUUCCUCUCCACGCACUACAACCUGCAUAAUCUGUACGGCCUCACGGAAGCCCUGGCGUCCCACAGGGCCCUCGUGAAGGCUCGGGGGACGCGGCCCUUUGUGAUCUCCCGCUCAACCUUCGCCGGCCACGGCCGAUACGCCGGCCACUGGACGGGGGAUGUGUGGAGCAGCUGGGAGCAGCUGUCCUACUCCGUGCCAGAAAUCCUGCUGUUCAAUCUGCUGGGGGUGCCGCUGGUGGGGGCUGACGUCUGUGGCUUCCUGGGCAACACCUCGGAGGAGCUGUGUGUGCGCUGGACCCAGCUGGGGGCCUUCUACCCGUUCAUGCGGAAUCAUAACGACCUCAACAGCCUGCCUCAGGAGCCCUACAGGUUCAGCAAGACGGCGCAGGAAGCCAUGCGGAAGGCCCUCAGCCUGCGCUACGCACUCCUGCCCUACCUGUACUCGCUCUUCCACCGGGCCCAUGUCCUGGGCGAGACCGUGGCCCGGCCCCUCUUCCUAGAGUUCCCCGAGGACCCGCGCACAUGGACCGUGGACCGCCAGCUCCUGUGGGGGGCGGCUCUGCUCAUCACACCCGUGCUUGAGGCCGGGAAGGUCCAAGUGACAGGCUACUUCCCCCUUGGCACAUGGUACAACCUGCAGAUGGUGCCAGGAGAGGCCUUCGGCAGCUCCCCACGUCCUCCUCGGGCUCCCCUCAUGUCCGCCAUCCGCAGCAAGGGGCAGUGGGUGACACUCCCAGCCCCACUGGACACCAUCAACGUGCAUCUGCGGGCUGGGCACAUCGUCCCCCUGCAGGGCCCUGGCCUCACAACCACGGAGUCCCGGAAGCAGCCCAUGGCCCUGCUCGCCGCCCUGACCGUGAACGGGGAGGCCCGAGGGGAGCUGUUCUGGGAUGACGGGGAGAGUCUGGGGGUGCUGGAGCGUGGGGACUACACGGAGGUCAUCUUCCUGGCUAGGAAUAGCACCAUCGUGAGUGAGCUGGUGCAUGUGACUAGCGAGGGGGCCGGCCUGCCGCUGAGGAGGGUGACCAUCCUGGGGGUGGCCGUGGCCCCCAGUCAGGUCCUCUGCAAUGGCGUCCCUGUCUCCAACUUCAACUACAGCCCCGACACCAAGACCCUGGACAUCCCCGUGUCCCUGCUGGUGGGACAGCAGUUUGUCGUGAGCUGGUCGUGACCCGGGCCGGCGGUGAGCCGGCCUGUGCGGGAGGAGACCAGUUUCUCCGUGGCCCCAGCGCCUGACCUCCUGGUCAGGACGUGUGGGUGGGCCUCAGGGUGACGCGCGUGCCCCACGUCUCAUGGCGCUGCCCUCCCUCAAGAACCCAGAUCUGCCUGUGUGUCUACCUCCUGGGCCCAGGGGCUCUGGGCCAGCAACACGCCUGACGGUUCUCUGCACAGAUCCCAUGGGCCGUGGCCCCAGGGUUGCCUCGUGUGUGCGGUGCUGUUCUGGAAGGCUUACCUCUCCGAAGCUUGUCACUGGAAUGAGAAUGAUGUCGCCCACUCCCAGCUCGUCGCCUGCCCCCAGCUCCCCGCCCGAGACAAUAUAGGUGCGUUCCAGACGAGGAUGGCGUGCCUGCACCCCGAGGUCACGCCGUGGGCGGCUGUGCUGCUCUGGCCGGGUGAAAGGACAGGGCUGGGCGGCCACCGUAGCCUGCUUUCUGGGCGAUGCCCCCGGCAGCAGGGGGAGCUGUCCCCCCGUCCCCCGUCCGAUGAGAGUGGGCCAGGGGAACUCCGGAGGGUUCACAGGACCCAGGGAAACCCUUGACCUUAAGUGCAAUUAUUAUUAAUAAAGGGGUCAUUGCGAUCAA